Cladophialophora yegresii CBS 114405 is the source of this 204-nucleotide messenger RNA. RefSeq lists its product as uncharacterized. Lineage: Eukaryota; Fungi; Ascomycota; Eurotiomycetes; Chaetothyriales; Herpotrichiellaceae. The transcript has a single exon. Bases 1 to 204 code for a protein of 67 amino acids. The record is from RefSeq and is a predicted model, not a curated record.
AUGCCUGAGCACGAAGCUCUGAAGAAGGAGUAUGGGCAAACAAAAAUCAAGCUUGCUUCAUCCUCACAGCACUCUCUUGAGUACGGGCAGAAGAAGAAUCCACUCAUCCGACGCAUCCUCCGCGCCGCGGGUUGGACGGACACCGAGAUUGACAAGAAAGAAAGUCUUGACUACAGAGUGCCCCACGAUGACCUUCCAUAUUGA